Messenger RNA from Caenorhabditis briggsae, 930 nucleotides. The coding region runs from base 1 to 930 and encodes 309 amino acids. The record is from RefSeq and is a predicted model, not a curated record. The transcript has 3 exons. NCBI's taxonomy places the organism in Eukaryota, Metazoa, Nematoda, Chromadorea, Rhabditida, Rhabditidae.
AUGGCCGGAAUUGUGCGGAAGCUGUUUAACAGCGCUAAAAAAUCGAGAAAAGGCGAAAAAUGGGAAGAUUUCUGUGAUGAUGAUGGCGAUUAUUCGGAGCUUCACUUCGGUCCCACCACCUCCACACGCACCUCCUCAAAACCGUAUCAAUUCGCUGCUACCGUACCCUCCUCGACGACAACGCCCCGCCCCGACGACACAAUCAGUGAUAACGAUGAUCAGCAAUCAGCGAGACGUCCAACACUGAAGAGACGCAGAGUACAAGACUCGCACGUGGAUUUAUUCGAGAAUACCGAGGAUUCGAUCUACGAAUACACGCAAUUUCAACUGAUGAAAUGGGGAAGACAGGCGGAACAACACGAGGAGCGACGUAAGAGAAGACGUGGCGAGCGGGAGCUGGAACAGGAGAAUCUCAUGUAUUCUGGAGUUGAAAAAAUGGGUUUCGACGAGACGGAUGUUCGAAAAUUGCGAAAGGAGAGAGAUCAGUGGAAGAGAGACGCAGAGAAAUACAAGAAGAGGUGUGAGGAGUUGGAGAAGCAGUUGGCAGAGAUGAAGAAGAAUCAGCAGGCGUUCCAGCCCUUCUCAACUCCCUACAACUUCUUCGGCGCCCCAAACAACCAAUUGCCAUUCUUCCCACAAGCUCCACCCCCUCCGUUCCUGCUCCAACCCCAGACAUCAGCAGCUCCAUCGUUCCCACCUGUAUUCAACUUCGAUUUGAAUCCCACGCCUUCAUUGUCUCUGAAUCCCCGUGAUAUGGAUCCCUCAAUGGAUCCAUCAAUGGGUCCAAUCGGCCCCAUGGCUCCUCGCUACCCGGACCCCAUUGACGAUUCGCUGCUGUUCCAGGACGAUGACACGUCGCUCUCAGACCUCUCAAACAGCUCAAACAGCUCGAAAAGUGAUAUUUCUGGCGUCGAAGAGGAGAAGAAAUGA